Messenger RNA from Linnemannia hyalina, 765 nucleotides. Lineage: Eukaryota; Fungi; Mortierellomycota; Mortierellomycetes; Mortierellales; Mortierellaceae. The record is from the annotation of a GenBank genome assembly.
AUGCUGGCGUCCUGGGAAUCAGAGUCAAGGGACACCGACGAGACGAUUCGUCAGCUGUAUGCCCAAGAGGCUAAUUUGCGCUCAGGAUCUCGCUCGACAAGCUCUGCCUUAUCUUCAUCAUCAUCGUCACGGGCCACGCCGUUCUCAGCAACUCCCCAAGGUUCCAGCACCAACACCGACACCAACAUGGCUGGCAGCAGAGGCUCGAUGAGAAAAAAGGCCUCGGAUGAGACUAUCGCCUGCUCGAUUGCCUUUCACAACAGCGAGCGAGCUCGUGCACGCGUGAACCUAUUUGAAACGGUCCCAACAGAGGUCUUGUGCGUGAUUCUCGGAUGGGUUGUGGAACCGAUUGGAAAAAAAAUGUCUGCGACCGACGACGGCGAUGGACUCCGGAUCGGCAAUCCUCUUCUGUACUGGCACUUGAACCCGGACCGGACUUUACUUCGCCUCGUUUGCCGUUCCUGGAACCAGACUAUCGUUUUCAUGGCCCGAGAAAUCCAUGUCAAGCUUGGCUCAGAUGAAUCCAUGGUGAAGCUCUUGGAGACCGAGGAGCGGCGUCGAACUAGACCAGUCACAUUGACAAGGACUACAGUGGUUCAAGCAACCAAGUCUACUCGAACAGCAGCUGCAACAGCGACCUCCUUUGAGACGGUCGGCUCGACUCUCGCAUGUUACACAACACGCUACGUCAUCAAUGACACCAUCCUCAUCGUCGCUCUCAACCCCUACCAGAACCACCCCUCCUUCACAGGCGACCUCAGUUGA